AUGGGUAAUUGUUUUGUUUCUAAAGCUAAGGGCAAAACAGAAAAGUAGUCUACAGUAGAUGGCGAAAAUGAUGCAUAAAAUGAAAAUAAUCAAAAUAAAGAUUAAUAAAAUAAAGAAGCUGAAGAAUUUAAGAAAGCGCCAAAGACUGAUGUUUCUGAAACGCCUUAAAAGGAUUUAGGAGGGCAAGCUAAUCCUAAUGAAAAUAAAAAAAAGGAAGAAUAUCCUAAAGAAGAUCCUGAAGAAAAAAAGAAUAUAGAAAAUUAAAGAAGCUCGUUGAAAGAGUUUUAAGGUUUACAAAAUAAUGGAAUUUAGUUAAAAGUCGAUGAUAAAGAUGAAUCUAGUAUGAAUCAUAUGUCAAAUAGACAAAUAGAUACUUAUGAUUUAGAAUCGCGCAUGGAUUCUGAGCAAUAUAGAUUGCGCAAGCGUUUUGGUAACAAAAAAGUCAAAAAGGUUAGAGCAGAAACAGUUGAUGAUAAGAUUGUUAUAAGCGAAAAGAUUACUUAGAGAUAAAGGCAAAUGACUCCUGCCGAUUAGCAAUUUAUUAUAAAAUCGUUGGGGAAACACUUUGUUUUUUCUUUGCUUAAUGAGGUGAAUAGGGAUAAAGUUAUAGGCAAAAUGUUUUAUUGCGAAAACUCAGAAGAAUAUAUAUUUAAGCAAGGCGAUGCAGCAUCUACUUAUUUUAUUAUUGAGAAAGGUGAAUGCUUUGUAGAAAUAAAUGGCGAAGUAAAGAAAAAGCUUAAUAUGGGUGAUGCUUUUGGUGAGCUUGCACUUCUGUAUGGAGCUCCUAGAAGUGCUUCCGUCAAGGCUGAUGGAAUCUGUGGUCUUUGGGGUAUUGAUAGAAGCACAUUUAGGAAGGCCGUUGAGGAGAUAGUGAGAACUGAAUUUGAAGAAAAUAGAAAUUUUAUUGAAAAAGUAAAAUUCUUCACUACAAUGACAACUGCUCAAAAAGAUGCCAUUACUAACGUUCUAAUUACUCAAGUAUUUAAAAAAGGAGAUUGUAUAGUAAACGAAGGCGAUAUGGCCUCAUCUUAUUACAUCAUUAAAAAAGGAAAAGUUGGAAUUUUUUAGGGCAAUAAUGAAAAACCAAUUCGUACAAUGGGACCAGAAGAUUCUUUUGGAGAACAAGCUUUAUACGAAAAUUCUAAAAGAGGAGCUACAGUAAAGGCUUUAGAUGAUGAAGUUAGGUGCAUUGCAUUAGGUAGAGAUACAAUAUAAAAAGUUCUUGGAGAUAAAAUAUAAGUAGUCAUGUAUAACAAUGUUAUGAGAUGGGCAUUUGAAAAAAAUAAUAUCUUAGCUAGGUUUACAAAAAUAUAAAUUGAGAAGAUAAUAAAUGCUUCUUCACAAAUUUAGUAUAAAAAGGGUGAUCUUAUCUUUAAAAAAGAGUAGCCUUGCAAAAAGCUAAUUUUCGUACUUGAAAGUUGUUUGGUCAAUAAAAGCAAUCAGAAAAAAGUUGUUGAUAAAGGUCAUGCUUUCGGUGAAUAGUGGCUAUUUGAAUAAAAUAAAAAUAAAGUGCUUGACGAUGACUUAAUUAUGGAAGAUAAAGGUUUGUUGGGAGAAAUCAGUCACGAAUAAUUAGUCGAAUGCAUAGGAGGACCAAUAGAAGCUAUUUUAAAGAAAAAUUUACAAUCUCACGAAGUAAGAUACAUGAAAAAAUACGAUGCAUCAUCAAAUUCAAAGUAUGCCGAAUUAAAGCUUGAAGAAAUGAUUUACAUAAAAAAACUAGGUUUUGGAUAGUUUGGUAGUGUUUACUUGGUUAAAAACAAGCAUGAUAGCUAAUUUUAUGCUUUAAAGGUUAUUUAGAAAGCUUAGGUCAUACAACAAAAUUUAGAAAAGCACUUGAUAUAAGAGAAAAAAGUAUUAGAAGUUGCUUAAUUCCCUUUUAUGAUGAAAUUUAUCAAAACUUUUAAAGAUAAUUAAAAUGUCUAUUUUCUUCUUGAGUACGUGAAGGGUAUGGAGCUUUUCGAUGUUAUCAGAGAAAUAGGAUUGCUAAAUACAUAUGAUUCUUAAUUUUAUAUUGCGUCUUUAUUGCUAAAUAUUGAGUAUUUGCAUACGAAUUCUAUCAUUUACAGAGAUAUAAAACCAGAGAAUAUUAUAAUUGAUUACAAGGGAUAUAUGAAAUUAAUAGAUAUGGGUACUGCUAAAUUCUUGAAGGGAUCAAGCGGAAAGACAUUCACAAUUAUUGGAACCCCUCAUUAUAUGGCGCCUGAAAUCUUGACAGGAGCUGGUUAUACUUAUAGUGUGGAUCUGUGGUCAAUAGGUAUAUGCUUAUAUGAAUUUAUGUGCGGUGGUGUUCCAUUUGCUGAAGAUGUUGAAGAUCCUUAUGAAAUAUAUGAAGAUAUUAUCCAUAAAAAUCUUGAUUUUCCAAGUUUCUUGAAAGAUAAGCUCGCUAAAAAUAUAAUGAAUCAGCUUCUAAACAAGUAACCUUAAUUGAGAUUAGGAGGGUCCUUUGCCGCUCUUAAAGCUAAUUAAUGGUUUACUACUUUUGAUUGGGAUAAAUUAAUUGAUAGAGAAUUAAAAGCUCCAUAUAUUCCUCCAAAAGAUAAAUUAAUUUCAGAUUAAGAAAUUAUGAAAAUGGAAAAUGCUGCCAAAUCUGUAAUCUAAGAAAUCAAAGUAAAUUUAAAUUUUAUUGAUUCCAAAAUUAACACAAACUUAAACACAAUCAGAUUGAGCAAGGAAAUGUAAAAUACGAUAAAGAUAAAGCUAAAGACCCUGAAUGGGAUAGAGAUUUCUGAAGAAGUAAAUCAAAGCAUAAACUCGAAAAAAUUAACAGAUUUUUUAACAUCAACCAACCUAUUUGGCAAAUAAUUACAGAAAUAAAAUAAAACCAUAGGCAAAAACAAAUAUAAAAUAUAAUAACACCACAUAUACAUACAUAUAAAUAAUAGAUAGAUAGAUAAAAGUAAUCUUAAUUUCAUUUAUUCUCAAUUUAUAAAUAAUAAACAAAUAAAUUAAUAUAAACACAAACCAUCACCAUCUAAAAAUAACACAUAAAACACUCACUAACCAAAUAACUCACUAACUAACUAUUUAUCUAUAAAAAAAUAUUUUAGAUGA
Molecule: messenger RNA, 3054 nt
Organism: Tetrahymena thermophila SB210
Lineage: Eukaryota; Ciliophora; Oligohymenophorea; Hymenostomatida; Tetrahymenidae
Product: CGMP-dependent kinase 5-1
Exons: 12
Biological process (GO): signal transduction; peptidyl-serine phosphorylation
Cellular component (GO): cAMP-dependent protein kinase complex
Molecular function (GO): ATP binding; cGMP-dependent protein kinase activity; cAMP-dependent protein kinase activity
Source: RefSeq, a predicted model, not a curated record